AUGCACCUCCGAAAGCAUGAUGAGGAGCUCGAGUUCCUCGGCUCAGUCACUUUUUACCUUAUAAUAACGCUUCUUGCUCUCAGCUACAUCUCCGUGGCUCUGCGGCUAUGGGCCCGCUAUCGAAUUACAAGGUCUCCUGGUUGGGAUGAUGCUGCCAUGGUGACGACGCUGCUGCUCUUCACCUGUUACUGCUCCUUCCUUCUUGCAAUCCGCGAUCGGACGGAGAGUGGGCGGUUCUUUGAUGCAGACAGUAUCCGCAUCACUCUAAUUUUUGUGCAACUCUCAGAGGUCUUUUAUAUUCUCACCACGACCUUUCUCAAAGUUUCGCUGGGACUGUUCUUCCUGCGGGUCCUGACUAAGAGAUGGCAGAGGCUCCUCUUCUAUGCCAUUCUCACCAUAGGCGUAGUAUAUGGUCUUCUCUAUUUCUUCGUGGCCCUCUUUCAAUGCGGCAACCCUGCACACAUUGCCGACAAUCUCUAUGCAAGCACGGCGGACCAAUGCUUGCCAGAGGCCAUUCACCUGACUGCGGGCUACAUCUACGGCAUCAUUAAUAUCCUCGCAGACUGGACGUUUGUCUUGAUUCCCAUCAGUGUCUUGGUGGACAGCGAUCUGGAUCGCCGAAGUAAGAUCAGUGUCAGCAUCGUCAUGGGCUUGGGCGCUGUAGGCAGCAUCAGCGCGGUUCUCCGGAUGGUGUACCUGAGAGGAUUGGACAUGACUACGCUCAGCUCAUUGAAUGAGCAAUCAGUAAAGGCCACCAUCUGGGCCACUGCCGAGCCCGGAACAGGAAUCAUUGCCGCGUCCAUCGCCAUCUUGCGGCCUCUUCUCCGCCAGGUCAUGUCCGAGGUCCGCGGCAGAGCUUCUUCCAUGUCGCUGCCUCGCAAGCUAUCGCUCAAGACGUCGGGCCGACCAUCUGACGCCAUAUCACUGAAGAGCCACCCGUCCAUGAUGCAGGAAGUCUCUCGAAUGGACAGGAAGAGAGCUACGCACAGCGUCAGCCGCGACGAAGACGAAGACGCAUGGAGCCCAAUGUUCAUGGUGUCGGCGAAUACGAAACGCAUGACGCUGGUCAAUGGGUGCAUGAGCCCGCGCACUGAUGGUAAGAUGGUUUGA
Molecule: messenger RNA, 1110 nt
Organism: Exserohilum turcica Et28A
Lineage: Eukaryota; Fungi; Ascomycota; Dothideomycetes; Pleosporales; Pleosporaceae
Exons: 3
Coding region: 1-1110 (369 amino acids)
Source: RefSeq, a predicted model, not a curated record